Molecule: messenger RNA, 1380 nt
Organism: Toxotes jaculatrix (banded archerfish)
Lineage: Eukaryota; Metazoa; Chordata; Actinopteri; Toxotidae
Exons: 6
Coding region: 203-1162 (319 amino acids)
Source: RefSeq, a predicted model, not a curated record
GGAAACUAUUUUAUUUAGACUUUAAGCAACUGUGAACGCCCCCUGCCCAAACGGCAAACGAUUGUGGCUCUGCAUAAAAUUAUCACCGGGAGGUCUAACCUUGUUGAGGAUUGUAGUCACACCUACUUGAAGUGACAUUAGAGAGUUCCUGUCGCAGCUUUCUCUCGGUUCUUGCUGCCAGACGCUCCACUCUGACAGUAAUAUGAUUUGGUUACUGUGCCACCCAGUCUGGGCUUUUUCCACCGCGCUGCUUGCGCUUGUCGUGCGCCUGCAGCGGAGAGGGAGCUGGGACCCGCAGGCAUGCAAAGUGCAGCUGAAAGGGAAGACUGCUAUAGUGACAGGAGCCAAUACAGGAAUUGGGAAGUUCAUCGCCCUGGACUUUGCACGACGUGGGGCCCGUGUUAUCCUGGCCUGUCGAAGCCAAGAAAAGGGAACAGCAGCACUCAAAGAAAUCAGGGAGAAAACAGGAAACUCUGACGUCCACCUCCGUCUGGUGGACCUGUCUUCUCUGGACUCUGUCAGGAAAUUUGCUAAGGGGAUUCUUGAGGAGGAGAAAGCUCUCCACAUCCUCGUCAACAAUGCUGGAGUAUCAGGUUUACCCAGGCAGCUGACGGACGAUGGAUUUGACGUUUCUUUUGCCACCAACCACCUGGGGCCGUUCCUCCUCACCAACCUGCUGCUAGAUCUGAUGAAACGUUCAGCGCCGGCGCGUAUUGUCACCCUCAGCUCAGUCAACCAUAAGAAGGGUGAAGUGGACUUCUCUCAUUUUCAUGGAGAGAACCUCAAGUAUCACAUGGAUACAGUCUACAACAACACUAAGCUGCACAAUGUCAUCUGUACCACUGAGUUAGCACGCCGGCUACAGGGGACAGGUGUCACUGCGAACUCAGUCCACCCUGGUAUUGUCAUGACCGAAGUGAUGAGACACUAUCCAUUUACAAUUCGUUGCCUUUUCAACCUCAUUGGGUUUUUCUUUUUCAAGUCUCCAGAAGAGGGUGCAGUCAGCUCAAUCUACUGUGCGGUAGCGGAAGAGACCGAGGGGAUAACAGGGAAGUAUUUUGACAGCGACUGCUCCCUGGUUCUUCCCGCCCCUUUAGCACGAGACCCUGCCCUUGCGGUCAAGGACUUUGAGUUCUGCGAGAGACUGACAUCAAAGCUCUGAAACAACUAUCAGGCUAAUGGAGGCUUGAUAACAGAAACGGGGCCACAUUCCACCCUCUUAGUUCAGGGCUUCAGCGAAGGAAUACUGAUAAGUCAGACAGCUGGUUUGCACAAAGCUGUCUUUAAAAUCAGCAGAAACAACAAAGCUUUAUUACUCUUUUUUGCACUGGUUUGAAUAAUAUGGUAAACAUGGUUAUUUGCUUAAUAAAGUAAUUUUCA